UCCUAAAACAUCUCACCAACCAAGUGUGUUUGUUUGGGUUAAUUUAAUUUAGGUUUUUGUUCAAGUUCACAAUUUUUGUAAAUUUACUUCGUUUCAAUUAGUGUUUUGUUGGUUGUUAAAUGUGGAUUUACCAAUCUGUUUUUCUGUGUGAACCAUACAUAUUUUUAUAGUGCAUUUGAUUAACAUUGUGUCAACCAAAUCAAUCCUCUGGAUAACCAAAGAGAGUCUUAGAUAAAGAGGAAAUAGAGUCGAGGCUUCAAGAAAAAAAAAUAGGAAGCGAUGAUGCGAUAAACAUGGUUCAUUGGGGAUGCUGUUACUUGUUAAAAUUGUCUUCGGUAAAAUUAAAUUUCAUCAAGAUGUGUUCCACUCAAGUGAAUUAUUGUGAUCAUCAUGUUUGUGCGUUCCUUUAUAAUUGAGUAAUAUUAAGGUUAAACAAAAAUUGUUUAUCCGCCAUCAAAUAAGACACCGUUUUUGUUAUACAAAUUUUCUUCAUGUUUUUCAAGCAACCCACAGUGAUGAUUAAAACAGCAGGUAUUAGCAAGAUGACAGAUAAUUGUUUAGAUAUUAAUCAACUGCCUAUAGAGGUCCGGGAAAAACUGGCUGAGCUUGAUUUAGAGUUAAGUGAAGGUGAUAUAACUCAAAAAGGUUAUGAAAAGAAAAGAUCUCGCCUAUUGGCUCCAUAUCUUUCCUGCCAGCCCGCUCAAGGAUCCGCUAGCCCAUCAACCCGUGCCAAAAGACGAGUUCACCGUCGAUUAACCCGGCAUGAGUCUCGUUAUCACUCUGAAGUUCGCCAAGAAGCCGUUCAACAGGCUUUAGCAGCUAUGCAAAACAGGGUUAAGCCAUCUUUACCCAUGCCAUCGAAAAGAACCUCUUUAAUGGCAACAACAACCUCACCUUCUCGAGAGAAUCGAGUAACUGGAUUAACAGAUACAUCAUCUGAUGAAGAAGACGAGGAUUCAUUGAUUAAUGAGAGUAGUGGUGGAGGAACUCCAGAUGAUGAUCUCUUUAUAUCUGUUCGUCCAACCCAUCUUAUUAGUGGACACAACAUUCGCCAGCAAAAAUCUUAUGACCAACAACCUAAACAUCAUUAUCAUCAUCAAUCUUCAACUGAUACUUCAACAACUUCUUCACCCGCUCAUGAACCCAAUUUACCACCUCAACCUUUACCACCCAGAGUCAUUGGUGUACAAGGUUUUCGUGAUCAUCAACCAUCCUCACCAGUUGAACAUCGAAGUAAAGAAAAAAAGGAAAUCAAAGCACCGUCCAUUGUUCCUAGGGAGAGUAAACAAUCGUCUCAACGGCAAUUACAAUCAGCUUUUCAAAAUCAAUUGAAAGCUCAUCUCAAAGAUAAAGUGAAAACACCAAUUACAUCAUCAACACCGCAACAACCACCCUUAAUACCCUCACCAGCAUCCUCUAUGCAACAACCAUCUUCAACAACUGUUAACAAUCUUGACGAUAAUGACCAACCACCAUUACCACCGCCUCACCAGUCAACUCAAUAUCCUCCAAGAAUGAUGAAACAACAUCAUUUCAAUAAUAACAAUAACAGUAAUAACAACAACAAUAACAAUAAUAUCAACCUGAGCAGUAGUAUUAAUAAUAAUAAAGAUAAUUUAAGCCGUGGUUCUGGUGAUGGUACUGGAAGUGGUGGAAGUAGUUAUGAUGAUAACUGUAGUAGUAGUGAGCGACCACCUGAAAAACCUCCUCAAAGGAUAAGUUCUAGAUCAGAUACAAACAUCAUGAGCAUAACCGAUAUGCUGCAAAGUUUAUCAACAACAAAUACAAGUUUCUCCACACAAAAUCAACAAUCUCAACCUGAUGUAACCAAAACUAAUAACAAUAAUGAUUCUUUAUCACUUAGCAGAACCUCACCCUCAAGUCAAGAUAUUGGCCCAGAAUAUGAUAAUGUUUAUGGUCAUCAAGAAAACACUGGUUCACCAGUGCGCACCAGUCGAUCACCAUCUAUCGAUACUUAUGGUACAGGUAGAUGGAAGGUAUCAGCCAAAAUCCAGCAGCUUUUAAAUACACUAAAAAGACCAAAGAAAAGACCACUCCAUGAUUUUUAUAUUGACGAUGAAACUGAUUUAGAAAUAGCUGCCAAUCAAUUGGAUCCAUCAGCACCUAGACCAGAGGGAAGUACCAUGUUGCCAUCAGUCAGUGAACCUCUCAUAGUUUCCUCUGGACUACCCAAAAGUUUAGAGGAAGCUCUUCAACGUUACGGUUCAGCAACCUUUAAAGCUCCAGCAAUCACUGUUCUCGAUCCUACUGGAAAGAUUAGUCCCUCGAUAACUUAUGGCAAAUUACUGAGUCGAAGUCGCAAAAUUGCAUACAAUUUAUUAAAUAAAAUUGGUCAAAAAGGUCUUACCACUGGGGCUGAAACAACAACUAUUAAACCCGGUGACCGUGUAGCAUUAGUUUAUCCAAACAGUGAUCCAAUUGGAUUUAUUUGUGCUUUCUAUGGCUGUCUCAUGGCUGGAAUAGUUCCGGUUCCAAUUGAGGUUCCCAUGUCCAAAAGGGAUGCUGGAUCACAACAAAUAGGCUUUCUUUUAGGCUCUUGCAAUGUUUCUUAUGCACUAACAGCUGAUGCAUGUUUCAAGGGAUUACCCAAAUCACCCGGAACUGGUGAAAUUCAUACCUUCAAAGGUUGGCCACCUUUAACCUGGUUAGUUCCAGAUAAUUGGUCAAAACCGCCAAGAGAUUGGGUUCCACCGCCAAGGAUCUCUGAAGAGGUUCCAGCUUAUGUUGAAUAUACUCUUGAUAAAGAUGGUUCAAUGAAAGGUGUUUGUGUCUCUCGACAAGCCAUGAUUUCCCACUGUCGAGCUUUAACCAGUGCUUGUAAUUACACUGAAGGUGAUGUUAUGGUUUGUGUAUUGGACUUUAAACGUGAAGUUGGACAUUGGCAUUCAGUGUUAACCAGUGUCCUCAAUGGAAUGCAUGUCAUCUUUAUACCUUACUCACUAAUGAAAAUAAAUCCCUCCUUUUGGAUGUUAAUGAUUACCAAAUUUAAAGCAACUGUGGCCAUCUGUAAAUCUCGUGAUUUACAUUGGGGAUUAUUGGCAACCAAGGAACACAAAGAUGUAAAUUUAUCAACACUUCGAAUGUUAUUAGUGGCCGAUGGCUCCAAUCCAUGGUCACUUUCCUCUUGCGAUCAAUUCAUGAGUGUAUUCCAUAGUCGCGGACUUCGCCCUGAUGCUGUUUGUCCCUGUGCUGCUUCACCAGAAGCUCUUACCGUUGCCAUCAGAAGACCUGGCCGUACGGGGGUUGGAGCAACUGGACGUGGAGUCCUCUCAAUGUCGGCGCUAAGUUAUGGUGUAAUUCGUGUUGACCAGGCCAAUAGUUUAACCUCUUUAACCUUACAGGAUUGUGGACAUAUCUUACCCGAAGCAACAGCUGCAGUUGUUAAAUUGAAUGGAUCACCCUAUUUAUGUAAAACAGAUGAAGUCGGUGAAAUUUGUAUUAGCACAACAGCCACUGGAUCGUGUUAUUGGGGCCUCCAAGGAUUAACAAAUAACAUAUUUAAGAUGCAACCACUCAAUUCAGAUGGUUCAGUCUAUUCCGAGAGUCAGACCUUUGUUCGUACAGGACUCAUUGGGUUUAUGGGACCUGGAGCUCUUGUCUUUGUUUGCGGUACUCGUGAUGGUUUAAUGCAAGUUUCAGGUAGAAAGCACAAUACAGAUGACAUUAUCGCUACAGUUCUUGCAGUUGAACCAAUGAAAUUUGUGUACCGAGGUAGAAUCGCUGUUUUCUCAAUCAAAGUACUUCGUGAUGAUCGUAUCUGUGUUAUUGCUGAACAAAGGCCCGAUUGUACCGAAGAGGAAAGUUUCCAAUGGAUGAGUCGAGUUUUACAAGCAGUUGACUCUAUCCAUCAAGUAGGAAUUUACUGUCUAUCAUUGGUUCCACCCAAUGCUUUACCCAAAACCCCAUUAGGAGGCAUUCACCUUCCUGAAGUUAAACGUCGAUUCCUCGAGGGAAGCCUACAUCCAGCCAAUGUACUGAUGUGUCCACACACUUGUGUAACCAAUUUACCCAAACCAAGGGAGGUUCAUCUUGAAAUUGGCCCUGCUUCAGUUAUGGUGGGCAAUAUUGUCCAAGGAAAUAGGCUUGCAGUUGCUCAAGGCCGGGAACUUGGAUCCAAUGCAGAUGAACCCAUGUCUAUGGGUGAAAAUGAUUUUACCCGGAAAUAUCAAUUUAUUAGUGAAAUAUUAAAAUGGAGAGCAGUGACCACACCCGAUCACAAUAUGUAUACUCUUUUAAAUAAUAAAGGAUGUGAGGCAAGUUCAGUUACCUGUUUAGGAUUACAUAAGAGAGCUGAAAGAGUUGCCUCUCUUUUACUUGAACGCGGUAAACUAAACACUGGUGACCAUGUUGCACUCAUCUAUCCACCUGGUAUUGAUCUCAUUUGUGCAUUUUAUGGUUGCCUGUACAUCGGUGUUGUUCCAGUUACCAUUCGACCUCCUCAUCCUCAAAACCUUCAAACAACCUUACCCACGGUGCGAAUGAUUGUGGACGUUUCUAAAUCAGCCAUUAUCUUAUCCACCGGACCUGUUAUUAAAUUGCUCAAAUCCAAGGAAGCCUCAAAUGUUGUAGAUAUGAAAUCAUGGCCACUUAUCAUAGACACUGAUGAUUUACCCAAGAAAAAGUUAACCUCAAUCUAUCGAGCACCAACACCUGAAAUGAUUGCUUAUCUUGAUUUUUCUGUUAGCACAACCGGCAUGUUGGCUGGUAUCAAGAUGUCUCAUGCUGCUGCCACAAGUCUUUGUCGCUCUCUUAAAUUAGCCUGUGAACUUUAUCCUUCAAGGCACAUUGCUCUUUGUCUAGAUCCUUAUUGCGGCCUUGGUUUUGUCCUUUGGACUCUUAAUUCAGUCUAUUCUGGACAUCAUUCUAUUCUCAUUCCACCUUCUGAAGUUGAAGUCAAUCCUGCUCUCUGGUUAACAGCUGUUAGCAUGUAUAAAAUACGUGAUACAUUUUGCUCCUAUGGAGUCAUGGAGCUUUGUACCAAAGGCUUAGGAACCGGAAUAAAUGCACUCAAGCAAAGAGGCGUUAAUCUUGCUUGUGUCAGAACCUGUGUAAUUGUGGCCGAAGAGCGACCUCGAGUCUCAUUAACCAAUUCAUUUUCCAAGUUAUUCUCAUCCCUUGGUCUUUCUCCUAGAGCGGUUAGCACCAGUUUUGGGUGUCGUGUUAAUGUUGCCCUUUGUCUUCAAGGAGCCUCAAGUCCAGAUCCGACAACUGUUUACGUUGACAUGAGAGCUCUUCGUAAUGAUAGGGUUACUCUUGUUGAACGUGGUGCUCCUCAUAGUCUGUGUCUCAUGGAAUCAGGUAAAUUAUUACCUGGAGUCAAGGUAAUCAUUGCCAAUCCGGAGACUCGGGGUCAUUGCGGGGACACCAAUUUAGGUGAAAUAUGGGUACAAGCACCGCACAAUGCAAGUGGCUAUUUCACUGUAUAUGGAGAAGAUGGACUGCAAAAUGAUCAUUUCAAUGCUCGUCUGACAACUGGUGAUACAUCACAAGUUUAUGCAAGAACGGGUUAUUUGGGAUUCUUAAGGCGAACUGAAUCUGUUCAAGCUGAUGGAGAACUUCAUGAUGCCAUAUUUGUAGUUGGAGCUUUGGAUGAAACGAUAAUGUUACGUGGGAUGAGAUAUCAUCCAAUUGAUAUUGAAAAUAGUGUUUUACGGUGUCAUAAAAAGAUUGCUGAAUGUGCAAUUUUUACUUGGACAAAUCUUUUAGUUGUUGUCGUUGAAUUGGACGGUAAUGAAAAUGAAGCCCUAGAUCUGGUACCUUUAGUGACCAAUGUUGUCCUGGAAGAGCACCAAAUGAUUGUUGGAGUCGUUGUCGUUGUCGAUCCAGGAGUAGUACCAAUAAACAGUCGUGGAGAGAAGCAAAGGAUGCACCUUCGAGAUGGUUUCCUUGCCGAUCAAUUAGACCCUAUUUAUGUUGCUUACAAUAUGUGAUUCUUAUCUAUCUUAGCUAUUCACUUUCUAAAUCCUAUUCAUUUCAUUCUCCUUUUUAAUCAUCCCAAAUCCUCGCCAAUUUUCAUUUCCAUUUAUUCAUUGACGCUUAUCACAUUCUCACCAUGGUUUGCUCAUGUUUCAAAAAGUGAACCUUUUCUUAGUUAACAUGACAUCUUAUGUCAGCAAGAACAAAAAAAUCAGUAUCAUUUUUCGUUAACCCUUUUAUUGAUCCCACAAUUUGUUGAUAACAGCAAAAUUUUGUCAUUACAUUUUCAACAUUUUAUUCAUUUUUUCACUCAAUCCUCCACCAAACAUGAUAAAAGAGACAACAAAGGCCAUUGACAGGAUAAACCUUUCCUACUACUUCACCAUCAUCACUGUUGAUCAUCAUCCAUACACCACCUUUUUAAUUAAACAAGCAUCGAUAAAAAUUAACCAUUAGAUUCAGCUGACUGUUAUUUUCAGUUGUUUGAUAUUAUUGUUCCAAAUUGCUUCAUUUACUGAAAAUAAUUGCAGUUCCAUUGUUUUUUA
Tetranychus urticae (two-spotted spider mite) is the source of this 6482-nucleotide messenger RNA. It is a transcript of the gene DIP2, whose product is annotated as disco-interacting protein 2. Lineage: Eukaryota; Metazoa; Arthropoda; Arachnida; Trombidiformes; Tetranychidae. The record is from RefSeq and is a predicted model, not a curated record.